Aspergillus tanneri is the source of this 1341-nucleotide messenger RNA. RefSeq lists its product as uncharacterized. The coding region runs from base 1 to 1341 and encodes 446 amino acids. The record is from RefSeq and is a predicted model, not a curated record. The transcript has 2 exons. NCBI's taxonomy places the organism in Eukaryota, Fungi, Ascomycota, Eurotiomycetes, Eurotiales, Aspergillaceae.
AUGAAACAAACCAGCAAUAGUCGAAAUCAAUCCUCUGGCACCAGGACAAGCAGCCAUCCUCAAGGCCCUGUACCACAACAGGCCCAGAUAACCCGACAUGACAAUCCACCAAGAACGGUUUCUCGAAUAGAGCUACAAUAUACUCACCAGCACUUAGGCUUACUAUCUUCCGGCUAUCAAUCUUCCAGCUAUCAAUCUCACGCCAUUCCUCCACCUUCCUUCCCGUCUCAGCGAGGACCAGCGUCCAGACAUCCUUCCCAACAUUUGAACAUACAAGCCCCUGGCCAUCGAUAUCAAGUCUCUCCUCCACCUCCAUAUGAGGCUCGGCAAGAUACCACGGCGCUGGUUCCUACCCAGCUUUCGAGCAUACAAACCGCUGUCCAAUCGUACGCCAUUCCACCACCUCCAUACCAGUCUCAUCGAGGAUCGCAAUCGGGGCAUUCUUCCCAACAUUUAAACAUACAAGCCUCUGAUCAGCGAUAUCAAGUCACUCCUCCACCUCCAUACGAGGCUCAGAACGAUACCCCGGUGCUGGUUCCUACCCAGAUUUCGAGCAUACAAACCGCUGCCCAUCAAUCGCACGCAACUCCUCCACCACCCUACAAGCCUCCGGAGCAACCAGUGUCUGGGCAUCUCUCCCAAAGCUCGAACAUGCAAACUCCUGACCAUGUAUCUCAUGCCACUCCUCCGUCUCCAUACCAGCCGCUGGUUCCUUCCCAACUUUUGAACAUGAGACCUCACGACUCUCGACCUCACGCCAAUGCAUACACUGAUCUUCCUCCACCCACUCCAUCCCCGCCUCAGAUAGUGCCUGGAUCUCCUCCUCGAACUCCUUCCUUCCUACCUCAAUCAACGCCAGAAUUGCCUCCCCCAACUGCUCCUGUCCUGUCUCAUGCAGUACCUGUGUCUUCCUACAGACAGGCGAACAUACGGCCCUCCGACCAUCGACCUCGCGCCAGGCGACCUCGUAGCAGGCGAUCCCAGACUCCUGCAUUGAUGGCUCUCUUUCCAACCGGCCAGCGCCUGACAAUGACAGCGAUGGAUGCUCCACCUGACACCCACGCUUCUAACGUGGAAUCACUUGUUCAUAGGGAACACGAACCAAAGAAUAGAGCUCAAAGUAAUGGACUACAACAUGGGAGUCAGUUGCGUGGGGACGCACCAGAGUUUGUUCCCCAUGGAGCUGGCGACCGUGACGAAUCCACCACAGCAUUUGAAGAGCCUGACGAGAAUCACCAGGAGGCACAGGAGGAGUCCACCAUAGCCGUUGAAGUCUCUGACGAGAAUCAUCAAGAUGCGCAGGAAUUCACCUGGCUAGUUGUCGAUGGUAGUAUGCAUUAG